GAUGGACGGUUGGGAAGUACGGGAAGGAAUCAAAAAGGGGUAUUUUGGUAAAAAAGCGACGACUGCGGGUUCGUCCUUUUUGUAAAACCAACGAAGCAAGCACAACAUAGGAAAGAGAGAGGCACGGACUCUUGUUCUCUUCUUCUUCCUCGCAUCAGAGAAGCCUCGAUUUUCUUUCUCCUCAGAUUCAGAUUUCACAGAGUUCUCCUCAAAAUUCAAAUUCCGAAAUUGGAGUCGCAAAUUCGGCUAAAUUCCCAUGAAGUCCGAUCUUACGAUGGCUGGACCUUCGCGAACGUUGGAUCAGACCCCGAUUUCUCCAUGGCUGUCCGCCGAGCAUCAUCACUGCAGUGGCAGAAAUGUGGUUGCCUUGAUAGCACGGAGGGAGAUUUCUCCUAGAGCAAAACAUGUGCCCACAAGGCGGUGGGGAGAAACUUCUAAUAGGAAAUCUAGUUCCACCUAUGGGCCUAAGGGUGAAGCAAUCAGAGAUGCGAAACGUGGCCUCCGCUCAUGGGUUGAAGCAGAGUCACUGCGGCAUUUGUCAGCCAAGUAUUGUGAUUUAGUGCCUCCUCCAAGGUCAACCAUUGCAGCAGCAUUCAGCCCCGAUGGAAGAAAACUUGCUUCUACGCAUGGUGACCACACUGUAAAGAUAAUUGAUUGCCAAACUGGCAGAUGCGUAAAGGUUUUGAGCGGCCAUAGAAGGACACCUUGGGUGGUUAGGUUUCAUCCUUUGAAUCCAGAAAUAAUUGCUAGUGGAAGUUUGGAUCAUGAAGUUCGCUUAUGGGAUUUAAACACAUCAGAUUGUAUUGGCUCUCGUGAUUUCUAUCGACCUAUUGCAUCUAUUGCUUUUCAUGCCAAUGGGGAACUCCUAGCUGUUGCAUCAGGACACAAGUUGUAUAUAUGGAAAUACAAUGGGGAACCUUCUUCUCCAGACAUGGUAUUAAAAACAUGGCGUUCCCUUCGAGCAGUGCAUUUUCACCCCCAAGCUGCUCCGUUUCUCUUAACUGCUGAGGUCAAUGAUCUUGACUCUUCAGAUUCCUCAAUGUCUCAAGCAACAUCUCCCGGCUACUUGCAAUAUCCAUCUCCUGCUGUUUUUGUGGCAAACGUUGAUUUUAGUGAACGUCUUAGUUUGGCUACUCAACUACCACUUAUGUCCUUGCCUUUUGUCUUCGUGCCGCCAUAUGUAGAUGAUCCAAGAAUAGUAAUGCAGCCUGAAAACGGACCUGCUGGAUCAAAUAGCAUGCAAGUCACUUCUGCUUCAAUGCAGUUUCAAGCAGAUGUAAAUGCAGCAGAGCAGGAUGCUACCACAGUUUCUCGAAUGGAGACAUUUCCAUCAGCUCCAAUUGUUUCCAAUCACAAUGCUGAAGGCAAUGCAGAUAAUUAUUUCCUUAAUGGAACGAGAAGUGAUGCUUGUGACCGCACAGGAGAUGCAAUGGAGACUGAUGAGAUGCCAGCUGUAGGAGGAAGCCAGCAUGGAAGCUGGAUGAAUUUAGAUCCUGUGAAUAAUAGAGUACCUGAAAAUACUUCAAGUCAUCCUGGUUUUACUGAAUUUGGGCAACCUUAUAGAACGUUUCCUUAUAGAGAUCCUGCAUUCUGGGAAUUGCCUUUUCUCCAAGGGUGGUUAACAGGUCAAAGCCAAGCUAAUUUUCCCUUAAUGCUUCCUCUUAAUCAUGGUGGGCUUAACAAUUUAGCUCAGCCUAUGGGUUCUUCUAGUUUGGUGUCACAUCUGUCUGCUCAUAACGUGACGGAUGUGGCAGCUUCUUUAGCAUUGCCAGGAAGCACCAGUGUAUCUGGGCUUUCUGGAAGAUCUGGCUUGCAGCAUUAUUAUCCGCACUUCCACUUCUCUGGACCAGAAUCAGGGGAUAGUGCUUCCUUAAGUACCCAACCCGAUGAGAAUGAUGCACAGCCCAUUAUUAGUCGAAUCCAGUCUGAUAUUGAUACAUUAAUGGCUGCAGCAGCAGCUGCAGAAUUACCAUGCACUGUAAAACUAAGAGUAUGGUCACAUGAUAUAAAAAAUCCUUCUGCUCCGCUGAAUGCUGAAAGAUGUCGUUUAAUUGUUCCUCAUGCUGUUCUUUGCAGUGAAAUGGGGGCUCAUUUCUCCCCCUGUGGGAGAUUUUUAGCUGCCUGUGUUGCAUGCAUGCUUCCUCAUACGGAAGCUGACCCUGGACUACAAAGUCUAGUUCAUCAGGAUUCUGGAAUUGCAACAUCCCCAACUCGGCACCCAAUCUCAGCUCACCAAGUUAUGUAUGAGCUUCGCAUAUAUUCACUUGAGGAGGCCACAUUUGGUUCGAUACUUGUCUCUCGGGCAAUUAGAGCAGCACAUUGUUUGACUUCAAUCCAAUUCUCCCCCACGUCUGAGCACAUAUUACUGGCCUAUGGUCGCCGCCAUGGUUCUCUUCUUAAAAGUAUUGUCGUUGAUGGGGAUACAACUGUACCUAUUUACACUGUUCUUGAGGUUUACAGAGUUUCAGAUAUGGAACUUGUGAGAGUACUUCCCAGUGCAGAGGAUGAGGUUAAUGUUGCUUGCUUUCAUCCCUUUGCUGGUGGAGGUCUGGUUUAUGGGACCAAGGAAGGGAAGCUUAGGGUACUCCAGUUUGAUGGUGCUCGAGAUGAAAAGUUCAUUGGACCAAAUUACUUUACAGAGGAAAAUACGGCUGUUGCAGUAUAGUCAGCAAGAUGUUGAGGGAAAUGGUUCAGAGAAUUGCUUGCUGAGCAUCUUUUAGGACUCCAGAAGCCUAGCCUUUUUCCUUCAGGAUCCAUGACAAUGUAGAUAUUGGGAAAGCAAAUCCAUAAAACAGCUUCUGCAGUUGGAGCCACAUGGUUCUAACCCUAUGCGUGCUUCUCUCAAAUCAUAGAUCCAAUCAGCAGCGGAAGCUGGCGUCGGGGGUCCUGAAAGAUGGCACAGCCAGCUUCAUUGAGGCUGAUGGCAGAGUUUAUGCAUUUACGGGCGAUGGCGAAGCAAGAUUGAAGUUUCGUGCGUGUACAUAAAACCGUGUUUGAUCAAUUAAGAGACCGUUCAUAAGCCCAUUUUGUGUUCGUGUAACCGUAUCAAAUUGUGAAGUGCAAUUUUGAUAUGGAGACUGCUUUUGUAUGUCUAGAAUUCAAAGAAAGAAGUCCAAAAAUCCUCUAUGAUUUUUUGCGUCACCAGCUAGUUAUACUAGACCUGCACACAGUGGAAAGUAGCACAAAACAGCAUCAUAUCCGGCUAAACAAACAAAAAGGAAUGGGAUCCGAAGUCUAAUGCUUUAUCAAAACUAAGAUUAGUGUCUUCCAAAAAAAUAAAACUAAGAUUAGUGGUAAAAAAACUUUUCUCUCUCCUUCCGUGAGAGACCCUCUCUCCUCUGUGAGAGUUUUCUUCCCCCUUUGGUGAGGGUCUUCAUCUUGUCCACCUUCUCAGGCGCUGACUCUGGCUUUGGCUGGAGUCGGUUGCCUCUUUUCCUUUUCUUCUUUUGAUGCUUCUCCCUAUUUUUCCCUCGGGCUUGUCCUUUUCUUCAUCUUUCGUGGGUAUUCCUCUCCCCAUCUCUUCCUCAGUCCGAUCUUUAGCCAUGGUUCCUUUUGAGUUCGUGUGUAGAGUUGAGGUGUUGUUCCUGGCUCAGGUGUUUCCCACACCAUCACGUUCUCCUUGCUGUCUACUGUUUUUGGCCGUGUUGUUCGUGGGUUUCCCUGAGCUUCUUCCCAGUAGUUGGCUAAUCCCUCUUUGGUGCUAACUAUCACCUGUUAAUGGUUGUGAUAUGGUUGAUGUUCGGGGUUGGCGGUGGUGUUUGAGACGGCGUUGCUCGAUGGUGGAUGACGUUUCCUGUGGCUGGCCUGGAUCUCUGUCGAUGGAGGAGUUUUCAAUAGAAGUUUCUCGGUUGGCUGUUGUGUGUUUUUUUGGAUUUCCCUGUUGUGGGGCUUCUUUCUUUUUUCAGUUGGUUUCGGUCCUUUUCUGUUUGUGUAUAGUUGUAGUUGGGCAUUUGGUUUGCUUGUACUUUUGGGCUGCUUGUUUUAAUAAAAGUUGAGGGAGAGAUGUUGGGUUGUAUUGACUUAACUACGAUUAGUGGUUUGUAUUGACUUAACUAGAUGUUGGGUUGUUAGAUUGUUAAUGAAGUCAUACUUAUUUGCAUUGA
Messenger RNA from Malus domestica (apple), 4103 nucleotides. Lineage: Eukaryota; Viridiplantae; Streptophyta; Magnoliopsida; Rosales; Rosaceae. The record is from RefSeq and is a predicted model, not a curated record.